Molecule: messenger RNA, 1275 nt
Organism: Closterium sp. Naga37s-1
Lineage: Eukaryota; Viridiplantae; Streptophyta; Zygnematophyceae; Desmidiales; Closteriaceae
Source: the annotation of a GenBank genome assembly
AUGGAUGGAACGCCAGGUUCCGCAGCCGCUGCGGCUGCUGUAGCGGGAACUGCUGUACCCAUGGCGAAGCUAUCCCGCCGGAUCGUGAAUACCGACGAACCCGUUAUUGUACAGAUGCGGGACCUCAUGACGCUCAACCCUGACGUCAUGUCGCUGGGCCAGGGCGUGGUGUACUGGUUACCACCUGACGCAGUCCUGGCAGCAGCGCAGGCAGCGGUGCAUGACCCUGUGAGCAGCGGGUACGGAGUGGACGAUGGCACCAAGGAGCUCAGAGCAGCGCUGGUGGAGAAAGUUAAGGCGGAGAAUGGACUCAUGGACUCGUCUAUCAUGGUCACUGCUGGGGCCAACCAGGCUUUUGUGAACGUGGUGCUGACGCUGUGUGACCCGGAUGAUUCAGUGGUCCUCUUCAAGCCGUUCUACUUCAACCACCAGAUGGCGUUUCAAAUGACUGGCGUGACUGACAUUGUGUACGGGCCAUGUGACUCCGACACCCUGCAUCCCAGCGUUGAUUGGCUGGAGGAUGCACUUUCUGGGAAGGAGGGCAGGAAGGUUCCUAAGGUGGUGGUGAUCACCAAUCCCAACAACCCCACCGGAACCUACGUUCCCGAGGACUUAUUGCGGAGAAUCUCCGCUAUAUGUGAGAAGGCUGGCUCCUGGCUGGUGCUUGAUAACACCUACGAGUACUUCGUGUACGAUGGUAACCGCCAUGUGUGUCUGGAGGGCCCUCACGUGCUCAACAUCUUCUCCUUCUCCAAGGCGUAUGGCAUGAUGGGGUGGCGCGUUGGCUAUAUUGCCUACCCCAAUUCCGCCCCUCGUCUCGGCCACUCUCUAAUCAAAGCCCAAGACACCAUCCCCAUUUGCGCCAAUCUCAUUGGCCAGCAAGCAGCCCUCGCCGCCCUCCAAUCCCCUUCCGCCGGGAAACCCUUCGUCGACCACCUUAUCCAAACACUAUCGCCGAACCUGGAGCAGGCGCGGGACGCCCUAGCUGUGCUCACAGGUCUGGGAGUUGGUGGGCGGGUGUGGGGCGGGGAGGGGGCGAUUUACCUUUGGGCGAAGCUUCCAGAAGGGUGUGAAGAUGAUGGGGCUGUGGUGAGGUGGCUGGUGAGUGAGCAUGGUGUGGUGGUUAUUCCAGGGAGUGCGAGCGGUGCACCCGGGCAUAUUAGGGUGUCUUUUGCGAACUUACCCGCGGAAAAGUACAAGGUUGCGGCGGGGAGGUUGAAGAAGGGGCUUCAAGAGCUGGUUGAGAAGGGGAUGAAGUUUCCUCUGAGUCAAUAG